CGCGUGCCGCUCGCAGGGAGCCAUCCUGGCGGUCCCGAGCCGCGGCCGCAGCCGGAGCUAAGAGGCUCCCGCCUGGGCACACAGUCGCCACGCGCCGGCCUCCGGGGCCUCUCCAGCGCCCGCCUUGCCCGCCCGCCCGGCCCGGCAGGCACCGCAGCGGUGGCCUGGGCAUGAGUGGCCGUUACUAGCUGCGCGCUGCCUGAGACGGACACCGGACCGGCCCGUCACGUGCGUCCAAGUCCUCGGCGGGCCGGGGCACCGCUGUUCCCAUGGUUCAAGGGCCGUUGAGGAUGGAGUCUAUGACCAGGGCUCUUCUUACCUACACAGAGGAGAGGACUGAGGCACAGAGAAGCCCUGUUCUUACACUACCUGGAGGCAGACCCCGGCUGGUUCUCAGGGUCCCACUGGGGUGUCGGGGGAGGCGCUGAACUUCCCUGCACAGACUUGAAUCCCUGCACGACCUCAGAUUUCUCCCACGCUCAGCUGUUGAUGGAGAAGGGGGCGGAUGACAGCCGGGACGGUGGUCAUAACCGGGGGCAUCUUGGCGACUGUGAUUCUGCUCUGCAUCAUCGCGGUUCUGUGCUACUGCCGACUGCAGUACUACUGCUGCAAGAAGGACGAGGACGACGACGAGGAGGAGCCCGACUUCGCCGUGCACUCCAGCCUGCCCCCGCUGCACGCCAACCGCAACCUCGUACUGACCAACGGGCCUGCCCUCUACCCGGCUGCCUCCACGUCCUUCAGCCAGAAGUCCCCGCAGGCUCGGGCCCUCUGCCGCAGCUGCUCCUACUACGAGCCGCCUACCUUCUUCCUGCAGGAGCCCGAGGACGAGGGCGUGCCCAACGGCGGGGAGCGAGUGACCUACAAGAGCUUCAGCCAGGACGAUGUGGAGCUCCCGCCCGCGACCUUUGCGGGCCUGCAGGCACUGAACCCUAACCGCCUCUCGGCCAUGCGCGAGGCCUUCUCACGGAGCCGCAGCAUCAGCACCGACGUCUGAGCCACCAUGGCGGGGUCCCCAUGGCACGCCAGCCUGGCCCCAGGCCUGGACCCCAGCUCCGCCCAGCCUUCUUCAAACCCCUGUCAUCACGGGGGCCCCAGGCUCGAGGGGCCUUGGGCCCCGCCCUCCAGGAGCUCCAGGGCUCGCUGUAGGGAUAAGGCGCAGUGAACACAGGUGUGGCCGGGGUGCGGGUCGCCAGGGCUGGAAGGGAGGCGGGCGUGAUGUGAUGCAGCGCAGGUGAGCUGCAGCAUCCAGGUGAGGCCUGCAGAGCAAGGCAGGGCUCCUGACGCCACCCUGCCGUGACUACAGGUGUGAUGGAAAGUAGCUCCCAUCUCAGCCCCAGCUACAUGGUGGCUGCAUGGCCUACACGUGUGGGCCUCAGUCUACCUACCUGUUCAAGGAAGGGUGGCCACAGCGAGACUCGGGGCCCUGCAGCCAGGCUUCCCUGGCAAUUUCGGACCAAUUAUUCUGUCCCGCCAACCAGAACAGGGGGCCUCUGUCUGCCCCCCACAUACACACACACCUCUGGCUUCAGUGCCAGGCGGCUGAGACACAGGUUGAAUUGGCCUCUCUGCAGACCCCCCUAGAAGGGACAGUUUCAGGGGUGGAUGGGCCUUGGGGAUGUACAGCCCCAACUCGCUUAUUGCUGUAAGAGGGAGGAAGAGGCCAUGUCCAAACCACUUGCUUCGGGAGUGUCCACACUAAAAUACACAGCCUGUUCCUCAGCCUGACAUGGUAGGUAGACGGAGCCGUGGACCAGGGACUAAAAGACCACUAACUCCCCUGCGACCUGAGACAAGCCCUCCCAUCCGAGGCCUCAGCCUCUGGGAGCCCUUCAAACUCUGGUCCCCACGGGAGACAGACUCGGGCUCUCCCCCGCCACCUGCUUCUCAGGAGGAUCUGGGAGCAAGGUCCUGGCCACCCCUGCCUUGCUCCUGCUCUGUGUGAAGACCUCAGCUAAGUCCACUCUCCACCAAGCUCCCAGUGGGGCUGGGGUCUCCCCGGGAGCCCACUCUCGGCUCCCUCAACCUGGCGGGGGAAAUGAUGCCCAAUGGCCACCCUGGAGAAAUGCCCCAAACCCAGGGGUGCCCACUGUGGGGAAUGCAGCUUCCGACCCAGGUACAGGCAGUGUGCUCUCUCCAAAGCACGGUCCCCAGAGCCCCCUGCCCUCUCCAGGGCUCUCUCUGCCUCUGGGCCCAGCCGUGGAGCUCCAGGGUAAGGUAAGCUAGCCGUUGUCUGCCCAGGAAGAUGGACCGAGCUCCCCAGCCACCUGGCUUCCUAAAAGACAAAGCUCUGAGGGCAAGUGGCCCUCCGCGAGUCCCCGUGAGCCACGAGCAGCCUGAGCUGCUUUUACUUGAAAGUGCCAAGGAGCUGAGAUGGCGGACUGGACGUGAGUGGAGUUAGUGAAGACUUGCUAUUUUUAGCUGUCUCCAGUUUUUCCCUCUUCCUCCUUUCUCCUCCUGCCUCAGUUUGGACAUGCUAAUGGAAUUCAUCCCGGAGCUUCCCAAAGCGCCACUCACACCUCCCCUUCC
Rhinolophus ferrumequinum (greater horseshoe bat) is the source of this 2529-nucleotide messenger RNA. RefSeq names its product family with sequence similarity 163 member B (gene FAM163B). The record is from RefSeq and is a predicted model, not a curated record. NCBI's taxonomy places the organism in Eukaryota, Metazoa, Chordata, Mammalia, Chiroptera, Rhinolophidae. The transcript is spliced from 5 exons. The coding region runs from base 506 to 997 and encodes 163 amino acids.